UCCGCGGCUUCGAAAUUUUAAACUUUUUUUAUUCGAUAUCGCAUCUCUGUCACUCCUUCUGUUCUCCGUUGCGCACAGAACAAAACGCCUUCGCUGUUUCUGUAUCAGAUUCUCCACACAGAUAUAUACAUAUAUCUGUAUCUAUACAGAUUCUCUCUCUCUCCAUAUACUCCGUAUAUACUCGGUAAUUUUUAGUUUCUCAGAGUUUGAGUUGUCGAAAUCUAAUGCAGGAGUUCGCAUCCGCUUGAUUCAGUUGGUUUAAAUUGUCCAUGAUUCAAGAUGAAGAAACUGUUCUUUUUCAGAUCUUCUGCAUCUAGUGGAGGUAGCAACACCCAAAUUUCACCACCAGCGAAGGAAAAAAGAAUUGAUUGGGAAAAACCAGAUAAGCCUGACAAGUCAAGAAGUAAAAAGAAAGUUCCAGAAAAUCAUACUUUUGGUGAUACUCCAACUCUUAGGAGGAGUCUUUCAUUCUCAUCUGGAUCCUUUUAUGAUGGUUGGGUGGGACAAAUGAAUUGUCAAGAUCAAAGUGGGUCUCCACAUGGUGAUGCUAACAUUAAGAAAUCAAACCGUAGCUCCUCCCGUAGUCGUGCAAUUACACCUGAGAGGCAACGUUCAAAGUUCUUCGAGAUGGAUGGUGUUGAAAACUCUUAUAAAGUUGGGAAUGGACCACAUGGUUAUGGCUCAUCAUUUCGUCCACACCUUGAUUCAUUUGAGAGCUCUUCUCACUGCUCAAGUAAUGUUUCAAGUAAAGUUUUAGAUCGUUAUAUUGAUGGGGAGCAAGAACAGGAAACAAGUGGAUUAACAAGUGACUUCUCUAUAAAAUAUCAUGCUGAUAUUGGAUGCGGUGGUGUUCAACUGCCUCCAAGAUCUCAGAGCAAAGCAGCUGCUUCACUACCGAAUGCUAAUAAACAGAACCCAAAAGCUCAAUCUUUCGGAGAAGCUAGAGGGCCUCAACUUCAAGAAUUGAUGGAGAAUGGUUUUGGUAAUGAAUCUCCCAGAAAACUUGCAAAGAAAGUGGUUGAGAGACUUUCUCAAUCUCGACUGCUGGCUCAGGAAAAUAAAAAAGAAUAUGGUGCUGAUACUCCAAUUACAAUCGAAGAUAUCUACCAUGGGAGUGCAAGCAGAUAUCCUAGUUCAUAUCUUGAUGGUAAUUCACAAAAAGAUUAUCUGAUUGAUGGGUUAAAUGAGGCAACCAGUAAGUAUCACCUUGAAGAAAUGACAACCUUCCAAGAAAGGAAAAUUUUCUCUGGUGUUAAUUACAGCACCAUGGACAAUGUUAAUGCCAAGGAAGAUUCUGAUUUGGAAUUAUUUAGAAAAUUUAAAGAUGCUGAGGAACGAGAGAUGGUGCUUUCUGAAGAUCUUGAAGAACAGAACUUUCUUCAGAGUAGAGGGCUCAGUGUUCCAACAUUGAUCCAGAAAAUCAGAAGCUUGAUAGAGGAUAAGGUGCAAAUGGCCCGUGAGGUUUCAGCUGCCUUGCAAGGUCAAAUUGCUGAGAGAGCUUCGGCUAGAGAAGAAGUGAAACUGUUAAGAGCUGAACUAGAUUCACAGAAGCGAAGAUUGGAAGAGGAGAAGAAUGAAUUACAGUAUUCACUGGAAAAGGAACUAGAUAGAAGAUCAAGUGAGUGGUCACUCAAGCUUGAGAGGUAUCAUACAGAGGAACAUAGACUCCGUGACAGGGUUAGGGAGCUUGCAGAGCAAAAUGUUUCUCUUCAAAGGGAAGUCUCUUCAUUCAGUGAGAAAGAGGUGGACAACAAAAGUAGGAUUUCAUAUUUAGAAAAACAGCUUGAUGACCUUGUAAAGAGAGUGGAGGAAGAAAGUGAGGAGAAUCAAAAUUUGCAGCAAAAUUUUUCUGAACUUCAAGAAAAGUACAGAGGAGUACAGGAAGAUCAAGAUUGCAUCCGAAGGAAUUGUGAGGAGAAGGUGAAAGAGUGUAAGGACUUGCACAGGUCUAUUACAAGAUUACAGAGGACCUGUAAUGAACAAGAAAAGACAAUUGAUGGUUUGCGACUUUUCUAUGAGGAAAUUAACAAGAAACGCUCUGCAGAGGAGUUUGACAACCAAUUAAUGAAGUCACGAAUGGAGCAAGUAAGGUUGGUAGGAAUGGAGUGUACUCUAAGGAAGGAGUUGGAAUCCUACAGGCUUGAAGUUGAUCGUCUUCGACAUGAGAAUAUACACUUGUUGAGUCGCCUAAAAGGGAGUGGUCAGGAUGCUGGCUUAUUAACUUUGAGGCUAGAUCAGGAACUGUUGAAUCGUGUUAAUAGCUUGCAGAAUCAAGGGCUAUUGUUGCUUAAAGACAGCACCCUUCUUUGUGAAAAGUUGUUAGAAUACGCCAAAUCUACUACUGGAGACAUGUCAAAGGGUGGAUUGUGUACUCUAGAUGGAGGAUUACAGGGUCAGUUUGCUAUUGAAUCUGAUGUAAAGCUCCAAGGUUUUAAGAGGGGGCUAGAAAACUUAGCAAGAAGCUUACAGAAUGUGUCUGUUGUGCUAGAUGAGAAGUCUUGCACUGGCAAGUCUAAGUCUCACCCUUCCACUUUAGAGAAUAAGAUACACCAAUCAGAUGACCAGAAAUUUGAAUCAGAGCUCAAAUCAGAGACAUUACUGACAAAUUUGUUGCGUGAGAAGCUUUAUAUCCAAGAGUUGGAUAUGGAACAACUUCAGGCUGAGCUGGCAACUGCUGUCAGGGGUAAUGACAUGCUCAAAUGUGAAUUGCAAAAUGUACGCGAUAACCUUUCCUGUGUAACUCACAAGACCAAAAAUCUUGAACUUCAGAUUCUCAAGAAAGACGAAAAUAUCAAAAAGCUCCAGAAUGAUCUCGAAGAAUGCAUGAAGGAAUUAACAGUGGCGAAGGGUAUACUGCCAAAAGUAUCUCAAGAGCGAGACAUGCUUUGGGAGGAGGUUAAGCAGUACAGCGAAAGCAAUAUGUUGCUGAACUCCGAAAACAAUCUGUUAAAGAAGAAGAUAGAGACACUAGACGAAGACAUACUCCUCAAAGAAGGUCAAAUCACAAUUCUGAAAGACACACUUGGUAAGCCAAUUGACCUUCUGUCCAUUCCUGGCUCUACCAGGGAAUUCCUAGUUGAAUGAUGCGGCCAGGUUUGGGAAUUCAGUACCUAGUAGUGUUCAUAAUUAGUAUACUCUUCUCGUUUAGUGUUUGAAUAUAAUACUUGUCUGGAAUUCUUUUAUAGGCUCGAAUACAAACUUUGUAUUUACAAACAACCAUUUGCUUUUGCUUUUGAUUUUGCUACUCUAAAGUCUAAACACAAUAUGCCAACAUCAAUGAUGAAUUGCGAAGUUUUUCUUACA
This is a messenger RNA of Ipomoea triloba (trilobed morning glory), 3303 nucleotides long. Its product is annotated as restin homolog. The record is from RefSeq and is a predicted model, not a curated record. NCBI's taxonomy places the organism in Eukaryota, Viridiplantae, Streptophyta, Magnoliopsida, Solanales, Convolvulaceae. The transcript has 5 exons. Bases 280 to 3084 code for a protein of 934 amino acids.